GCAAAGUUCUCCCAUUGAGUCUCCGACGAAAGGCAAAAGGAAAUAUAGUUGUAUGUUGUGCGUGCCCCAAAGACACACGCGAGAAUGGCAGGUCCAACGGUAGUCAUAGUUGGUGCUGGAGCAGGGGGGAUCGCGGCUGCCACGCAGCUUGCUCGACAAGGCUUCAAAGUGCAAGUGCUGGAACGCUAUGACAGUUUCGGUGGUCGUUGCUCGCUUCUCUAUAAGGACGGAUUUGUGAGUAUUGCCGGUAGCCACCCAUCCGACUUCCAGUCGCUCACGCAAGCAGCGAUUUGACCAAGGACCGUCGCUGGUGCUGAUGCCCGAACUAUUCCGGAGAGCCUUUGAAGAUCUCGGAACAUCAAUGAAGAACGAGGGUGUCUCUAUGCUGCGAUGCGAGCCCAACUACUGUAUCUGGUUCCCGGAUCAUGAUUCGAUCGAGCUCUCAAGAGAUAUGCCACGCCUAAAGGCCGAGAUUGAGCGCUAUGAAGGACCAGGGGGCUUCUACCGCUUCUGUGCCUUCAUGGCAGCGGCUGGAUAUCAAUACGAAAUGUCAAUGCAAAGUGUCUUUAACCAAAGCUUUCCCACGUUGUGGAGCAUGAUACAGGUCUCCUUGAUCAAGGCCGUACUGGCUCUCCGACCGUCUACCAGCUUCUACCAGCAGGCUGCCACGUUCUUUCGCUCGGAAAAAAUGCGACACGCAUGGAGUUUUACCAGCAUGUAUCUGGGCAUGAGUCCAUACCGUGCGCCCGGAACCUAUUGUAUGCUGCCCUAUGCCGAGAUCAGCGACGGCAUUUGGUAUCCGAAAGGAGGCUUCCAGAAAGUCCUUCAAGCACUCGGCGAGGUCGGGACGCGUCUCGGGGUUCAAUAUCGUUUCAAUGCUCUAGUUAAAAAGGUGCAACUCUCAACAGACGGUCUCACGGCGACAGGAGUUCAGCUCACGUCAGGAGAGGUCGUCGCGGCGGACCUGGUAGUGAUCAACGCUGAUCUUGUGUAUGCAUGCAAUCAUCUCCUACCACCCUCUUCCCAUGCCCGCCGUCUGCAGGACCGAUCGACCUCUUGUAGUAGUAUCUCUUUUUACUGGUCAUUCAGCGAGAGGAUCCCUGAGCUCAAACCCCACAAUGUGUUUCUAGCCGACGAAUACCGCAAGAGCUUCGACACUAUCUUUGACGAGCAGGGCAUACCGGAGGAUCCGUCAUUCUACGUGAAUGUUCCAAGUCGAGUAGAUCAGUCGGCUGCACCGACAGGGAAAGACGCAGUCAUGGUGUUGGUGCCAGUGGGUCAUCUGCCAAAAAGCACAAUCACCGACGCUGAACGAGAACAAGCAAGAUGGGAGUCCUUGGUAGCCCGGACAAGAGACACGGUGAUUAGAAUCAUCGAGGAACGCACCGGAGUACGAGAGCUCCGAUCCAAGCUCUUGAAUGAGCAGGUCAACACCCCCUUGACAUGGCGUGACAAAUUUAAUUUAGAUCGCGGCGCAAUUCUUGGGCUGUCGCAUUCUUUUGACAAUGUGGGAUGUUUCCGUCCGCACGUAAAACAUCCUCAGGUACAAGGAUUGUACUUUGCCGGGUGCAGCACACAGCCAGGAGCUGGAGUUCCGGCAUGCUUGGUCAGUGGCAGGCUUGCCUCUGAGCAGAUUGUGAAGGAUUGGCAAAAGAGAGACGAAUUCCAACCGUUCCCUCGGUGGGCGUUCCUGACUGGCCUUGCCAUACUGGGUAUACUGACAGCAGUAUCGACGUCUUUGCGCCGUCUGGCUGAGUAUCCAAACGAGAAAGGUUAAGGUCCGUGCACGAUGAAACAGGCUAGAUAUUGUAACAGAUGAGAUUCAGGUACCCGAUGGGUUUCUUUCCCGAACUAUUUAUUCCACAUGCUGCAGACUCACAACACCG
Molecule: messenger RNA, 1886 nt
Organism: Aspergillus melleus
Lineage: Eukaryota; Fungi; Ascomycota; Eurotiomycetes; Eurotiales; Aspergillaceae
Product: phytoene desaturase family protein
Exons: 3
Coding region: 317-1777 (486 amino acids)
Biological process (GO): carotenoid biosynthetic process
Molecular function (GO): oxidoreductase activity
Source: RefSeq, a predicted model, not a curated record